Molecule: messenger RNA, 1432 nt
Organism: Trichobilharzia szidati
Lineage: Eukaryota; Metazoa; Platyhelminthes; Trematoda; Strigeidida; Schistosomatidae
Source: the annotation of a GenBank genome assembly
UGACACUUACAUGCCUAUGGAUUCUUACAAUUCAUCUGUAUUAUUCAACGAAAUUUCACAAGUAGAUUUACAGCAAUUGGUUGACAAGGAAACUGGUGCCGCAAUACAUUAUAUUUAUUCUUGUUCUUCUUCGUCUCCCUUGCCCUACACUUUCAGUUCAUUACUAUCAUCUUCAUCCCUACCAAUAUCAUCAUUAUCAUUAAAUCAACAAAAAUAUUAUCAAAUCACUAUAAAUUCUUCAAAUAUCAAUCAGAAUUCAAAGAUUUUAAUACUCAACUUAAACAACAAAUAUUCACCACCAAUAAGUCAAGUUAAUAAUAAUAAUAAAAUAAGUUUGAGUGCGAUUCACAUAUACGGCAAAUUGAAUAGUGUUUUUUCAGCUAGACAAUUGAUCAUGAAUUUGUUGCCAGUUGUAUUGAUGUUCGAUGUGAGUAUCACAGAAGGUGAAUGGCUAAGAAGUUUGAAUCUAACCGAUUUAUGUCGUUCCUAUGAUGUCAGUUUGGCUAUUCGUCCUACUAAAUCAAGAGAAUUUCGGAAGACUGUUGUGAUAAGAACAAGAGAGAGAAAUAUUCGUUCAUUGUAUAUUAUGUGGCAAAGAAUACAAGAGUUAUUAUUACACUAUGCAAAAGCAAUCGAGACUAGCAUUUAUGGUUCAAAAUGUUUAAAUUCAGUGAGCUAUCAAGUUAAUUCAGGUGAAUUAUGGCCGAAUGAUAUUUUCAAGUCGAAGAAUGAAUACAAGGAGGUAGAAAGAUUUCCAAAUAGAAGGAGAAUAACUUGUGAUGAUACACAGGGUUAUAAAACAAUCAAUCAUGAUGAGAUGAACAAAGAGAACAUGAUGUUCGCUUCUCCAACUUUAUCAUCACAUUCAAUGAAAGCAACAACAUCAAGGAAGCCGUUUGGCAAUACUAUUUGCAGUAACCAAUUAGGUGGAGCAAUGAAUUCCUAUCAUCAUCAUCAUCAUCAUCAUCAUGAUCGUGAUCAGAAGGAUCGUCUGAGUUUAAUGGAUUAUGAAUCGAGUGCAGAAUUGAAAUUGAAAUCUGACAGUAUUGUGACCGAUAACAGUAGAAUAUGGAAAGGAUGUGACGAUUUAAGGGAACGCUUCAAUAUACAAACAAAUGAAAUGUAUGUCUUCCAGUUGCAGUGCAUUUUGAAAACAAGUUAUUUUUACUUUCAGUUUGUUAGUUUGUAUAUUUAUGCUUCAUAGUAAAUUACCGGAUAUAAUAUUAUUUUAAGUAUGAAUGUUUAGUCAUUCGACUAUGAGAGUUUAGUGAGUUUUAUGGGAUUUUGACAGACCGAGUAUUACGGAUAUUUUUGAAGUCACUGUGUAGUGUGUAGGGAUUUGAUUAGUGUCAAGGUAGGUUACUAUACGAGCUGACAUGAUUUAGAGAACCACUGGAAAUCAGGGAGCACCAGACAGACACUGGUCACGACU